GGGAAGAAGGAAGCAUUAGUUCAGUUGGCAGAAGAUGGUUGAGAAGUAAAGGUGUGAAUGGUGUGUAUUGAGCUAUUUAGCCACGUGUGUCACGUUUAACCUGUGUGAAUCUGUUGUAUAACUACAGUUGGGAAAAACUACAGGUUUACACAAGAGAUAUGAAGCUGCAGUUAAAACCUUUGCUACUAGGUGUUGCAGUGGUGGCUAUAACAUGCAUGACCAUCAUUGCUCUAAUUCUUACCCUUGUUCAUCGCCAGAGCGCAGAACUGUCAUACUCAACGCAGUAUGGGAUGGUGUUUGAUGCAGGUUCCUCACACACAGCGCUCUUCCUGUAUCAGUGGCCAGGGAACAAAGAAAAUGACACAGGAAUUGUCUCUCAGACUCUUACCUGUGAUGUAAAAGGUGAUGGUAUAUCCAGCUAUGUGGCAAAUCCUUCUGGUGCUGGACAAAGCUUAAGAGAAUGCUUAGAUAUUGCAACGGCAACAGUCCCUGCAAGUCAGUAUAGUAAAACACCGGUCUACCUGGGAGCAACAGCAGGCAUGAGACUUCUUAGUUUACAAAACAAAACUCAGUCGGAAGAAAUACUUAAGGAGGUGACCAAAACUAUGCAGAGCUAUCCCUUCGAUUUUCGUGGUGCAAGAAUUAUCACUGGUAUGGAGGAGGGUGCCUAUGGCUGGAUCACUAUCAAUUAUCUUUUAGAGGGCUUUAUUAAGUAUGCAUUUGAUGGUAAAUGGAUUCACCCUAAAGCUGGGACUAUAUUAGGAGCUCUGGAUUUAGGUGGUGCAUCCACACAGAUUUCCUUCAUACCAAAAGAUCCAGUCAAAGACCCACAGUUGGCUUUUGACCUCCAGCUUUAUAGCUACAGGUAUAAGUUGUACUCACACAGUUACCUGUGCUAUGGCAAAGAUCAAGCCUUGAGGAAACUCCAGGCAUAUCUUCAGAAUACUUCUAGACCCUCUUCUACUGUCGACAAUCCUUGCUACCACAAGGGUUACAAUCUGACAUUAAAGCUGGGGGACAUUUACGAAUCUCCUUGUGUGGUUAAGCCAACCCCUUAUGACCCCUUAGUGCAGAUCACUUUCUUAGGGACUGGUGAUUCUGCACUUUGUACGUCACUGAUAGAGAAGGUUGUAGAUGUGACAAACUGUUCUCUUUACCCAGACUGUGGCUUUAAUGGAGUUUACCAACCUCCAGUCAAUGGAGAAUUUUUUGCUUUUUCUGCAUACUUCUAUACCUUUGACUUCCUUGGUCUUGCACCAAGGGCUUCGUUGUUUCAUGUAUUUUCCACUAUUGCCUCUUACUGCAACAAAACCUGGGAGACACUUGUGACAGAAUAUCCAAAAGUGAAAGAGAAGUACCUCAGAGAUUACUGCUUUUCAGCCAAUUAUAUCAUGGUUAUUCUCCUUAAAGGAUAUAAAUUUGAAUCAAACUGGGAUAAAAUCUCUUUUCAAAAACAGGUGGCGGACACUGACAUAGGUUGGACUCUGGGAUAUAUGCUGAACCUGACUAAUAUGAUACCCUCUGACCGCCCUCUAGUGGUAACAGGGGUACAGAACAGUCAGUGGGCAGCAGAGGUCUUCUUCAUAGUUUUUAUACUUUUUCUCAGUUUAAUUAUUCUUGGCAUUCUCUGUGUAUGGGGUCCAACCUCAUAAAGACACUUGUUGUGUA
Silurus meridionalis is the source of this 1668-nucleotide messenger RNA. It is a transcript of the gene entpd8, whose product is annotated as ectonucleoside triphosphate diphosphohydrolase 8. The coding region runs from base 159 to 1652 and encodes 497 amino acids. Gene Ontology annotation, molecular function: GDP phosphatase activity; UDP phosphatase activity. Gene Ontology annotation, cellular component: plasma membrane. The transcript is spliced from 10 exons. NCBI's taxonomy places the organism in Eukaryota, Metazoa, Chordata, Actinopteri, Siluriformes, Siluridae. Gene Ontology annotation, biological process: nucleoside diphosphate catabolic process. The record is from RefSeq and is a predicted model, not a curated record.